Procambarus clarkii (red swamp crayfish) is the source of this 1541-nucleotide messenger RNA. Its product is annotated as glyceraldehyde-3-phosphate dehydrogenase. NCBI's taxonomy places the organism in Eukaryota, Metazoa, Arthropoda, Malacostraca, Decapoda, Cambaridae. Gene Ontology annotation, biological process: glycolytic process; glucose metabolic process. Gene Ontology annotation, molecular function: NADP binding; glyceraldehyde-3-phosphate dehydrogenase (NAD+) (phosphorylating) activity; NAD binding. The record is from RefSeq and is a predicted model, not a curated record. Gene Ontology annotation, cellular component: cytosol.
GAACUUUAAAGCUUUAACAUUAUAUUCAAUGACGUGCCUCGUUGGCGCAUGUCCACCAGACGUGACGUAGAUGCCGCCCAUAAGUAGGGCUGCCGCUAGCCGCUCUGUGUCAGUCGCGCCAAACCAGUGAAGCCUCCUCUCCAAACCUCCCCACCACAACCACCAUAAUGUCCAAGAUUGGAAUUAACGGAUUUGGCCGUAUUGGUCGUCUUGUACUCCGUGCUGCUCUUCAAAAUGGUGCGCAGGUUGUUGCAGUGAAUGACCCCUUCAUUGCUCUGGACUACAUGGUGUACAUGUUCAAGUAUGACUCGACUCAUGGUGUGUUCAAGGGUGAGGUGAAGGCAGAGGAUGGUGCACUGGUUGUUGAUGGCAACAAGAUUGUAGUCUACAAUGAAAUGAAACCAGAAAACAUUCCAUGGAGCAAAGCUGGUGCAGAAUACAUCGUAGAGUCUACCGGUGUCUUUACCACUAUUGAGAAAGCCUCUGCUCACUUCACUGGUGGUGCCAAGAAAGUGGUAAUCUCUGCCCCCUCUGCUGAUGCCCCAAUGUUCGUCUGUGGAGUGAACCUUGAGAAGUAUUCGAAAGACAUGACCGUAGUUUCUAAUGCUUCCUGCACCACCAACUGUCUUGCUCCUGUUGCGAAAGUCCUUCAUGAGAAUUUCGAAAUUGUUGAAGGUUUGAUGACUACUGUACAUGCUGUCACUGCCACCCAGAAAACUGUUGAUGGCCCCUCUGCCAAGGACUGGCGUGGUGGCCGUGGCGCUGCCCAGAACAUCAUCCCAUCUUCCACUGGUGCUGCUAAGGCUGUCGGAAAGGUUAUUCCUGAGCUCAAUGGUAAAUUGACUGGCAUGGCCUUCCGUGUUCCUACUCCAGAUGUGUCUGUUGUAGAUUUGACUGUCCGCCUUGGCAAGGAAUGCUCUUAUGACGAUAUCAAAGCUGCCAUGAAGGCUGCAUCAGAGGGUCCCCUCAAGGGUAUCUUGGGUUACACUGAGGAUGACGUUGUAUCUUGUGACUUCACAGGAGAUAUACGGUCCUCCAUCUUUGACGCUAAGGCUGGUAUCCAGCUGAGCAAGACAUUUGUCAAAGUUGUAUCUUGGUAUGACAACGAGUUUGGGUAUUCUACCCGUGUCAUUGAUCUUCUAAAGCACAUGCAGAAGGUGGAUAGUGCCUAAAAUGUUGGCAUAUCCUGAAGAUAUGGUGAUGUAAAGAACGAUGGGUAAAAGAAGUAUGAAUGUGGAAAGUUACUAUGGUUGGGAGUAGUGGCCAGUCAAUUGUAUGCUUUAUUCCCAUGGUUUGGUUUUAGAUAAUUUGUGUAAAUCGGGUUUCCCGUUUAAAAUAAUUUAAGAUCUGCCUAGAUUGAUUCUGUACUUGUUCGGGAAGAUGAAAGGUAUGGAGUAGACUUGAAAGACCUGCCUCCAGGCUCCUUUAAAUCGGCUUUGCAUUAGCUCUGGUCUCCUUUGAAAAGAAACAUUGUCUUGGUUAAUAAAUAUUAUGUAGGCUGUGACCAACUGGAUAUUGGCAAAUAAAUGUCUUUAUUUCAA